This is a messenger RNA of Rhagoletis zephyria (snowberry fruit fly), 776 nucleotides long. RefSeq names its product protein kinase DC2-like. Gene Ontology annotation, cellular component: cytosol; cAMP-dependent protein kinase complex. Gene Ontology annotation, molecular function: ATP binding; cAMP-dependent protein kinase activity. Lineage: Eukaryota; Metazoa; Arthropoda; Insecta; Diptera; Tephritidae. Gene Ontology annotation, biological process: protein phosphorylation. The record is from RefSeq and is a predicted model, not a curated record.
GUACGGGCACUUUUGGCCGCGUUUGUUUAUGCCGCGAUCGCGUGUCGGAGAAGUACUGUGCCAUGAAAUUAUUGGCUAUGACCGAUGUGAUACGCUUAAAGCAAACCGAGCAUGUAAAGAAUGAGCGAAAUAUUUUACGUGAAAUUCGACAUCCAUUUGUGAUCAGUUUAGAAUGGUCCACAAAGGAUGACUGUUGUUUGUACAUGAUCUUCGAGUAUGUUUGUGGUGGUGAAUUGUUUACAUAUUUGCGAAAUGCGGGACGUUUCAAUAGUCAAACUUCCAACUUCUACGCUGCUGAAAUCGUCUCUGCCUUAGAAUAUUUGCAUUCACUGCAAAUUGUCUAUCGCGAUCUGAAACCAGAGAAUUUGCUGAUAAAUCGUGAUGGCCAUUUGAAGAUCACAGAUUUUGGCUUUGCGAAGAAAUUGCGCGAUCGCACUUGGACGCUAUGUGGCACACCCGAAUACUUGGCACCCGAAAUUAUACAAUCGAAGGGUCAUAACAAGGCGGUGGAUUGGUGGGCGUUAGGUGUACUCAUUUACGAGAUGCUCGUUGGCUAUCCGCCUUUUUACGAUGAGAAUCCAUUCGGAAUUUAUGAGAAAAUUUUAAGUGGAAAAAUUGAAUGGCCGCGUCAUAUGGAUCCGAUUGCGAAAGACUUAGUUAAGAAAUUGCUGACAAAUGAUCGCACCAAACGCUUGGGCAACAUGAAGGUGAGUGUGAGUGAAAUCAGAAUAUUCUAUAAAAAUAAUAGAAUGUUUAUGUUUAUUGCAUGCAAAUAA